Aureobasidium uvarum is the source of this 441-nucleotide messenger RNA. The record is from the annotation of a GenBank genome assembly. Lineage: Eukaryota; Fungi; Ascomycota; Dothideomycetes; Dothideales; Saccotheciaceae.
CAUCCUCCCAUAAUGGCUUUCACAAGAUCAGCAAACAACACCACAACAGCCAGCAAGCCUUCUCUCUUGGGUCGUUUGAAGGGCAACAACCGCACCGUCACUACCACGACGAAGCACUCCACCAACCCAAUCACUGGAAGUCACACGACAACGACAACCAAGAAGGAGGUUGGCACUGGUCACCACACCGGUCAUCAUACUGGUCCUGCAGCCACUACUAGUAGAGGAGUCGGAUCAAGCACGAGGCACACGACAGGCCACCGUACCACGACUGGAACCACCAGAGUGCAGAAGCGCAAGCCAACGGUCGGCGACAAAGUCAGCGGUGCUAUGAUGAACCUCAAGGGUACUGUUACAGGCAAGCCCGGCGUGAAGGGAGCAGGAACUCGUAGAAUGAAUGGAACAGAUGGCAAAGGAUCGCAUUAUACGCGUGCUUAUUAG